GCUUGUCAAACAAUUAAAAAAUAAAAUUUAGUUUAUGCCUAAACAUCCAUGCCACUAGCCGCGCCAUCCCGCCACGAAAUCUACAAAAUUUGCGAGACGGUGUAACAAGAAUUAAUAUCUGCGGCUGAAACAUGGCAUCGAAUGAAGGACAGACUGCCAAGUCAAACUUGCAUCAGCAAGACUUAACCAAACUUGAUAUCACAAAAUUGUCAGCUCUAUCCCCUGAAGUGAUCUCCAGGCAAGCAACAAUCAACAUCGGUACCAUUGGUCAUGUAGCUCACGGAAAAUCAACAGUUGUGAAAGCAAUCUCAGGAGUGCAGACUGUCAGAUUCAAGAAUGAACUGGAAAGAAAUAUUACCAUCAAAUUAGAGCGCCUGUCGGACUCAGUGUUGAGGUUGUUUCGUGAAAGAGCUGAUGAGAAAGAUGUGAACGUGUUUGCGGAAAAGUUGAGAAAAUCUAGAAAAAGAAACCAUUCACUAGACCCCGGGGAAGAAGACCUGCCGGCUGCAAAGAAACAGAAGAGAGGCAAGGUGAAGCAGGAGGAAGACUACAUCAUAGAAAAAAUCAUUGAUAUCAAAUUUGAAGAUGGCAAAGAAUAUUUUUAUAUAAAAUGGAAAGGUUAUAAUGAUGAUGAUAACACAUGGGAACCACUGGCACAUCUUGACAACUGUCCAGAACUUUUGCGAGACUUUCUUACUGAUAAAGAAUUAACAUACUGUGAAAGUAUUGAUAAACUAAAAGAUGAAAUUUCAUUUGGAGAUUUACUUGGUGAAGGUAACUUAGUAACUAGAAUAGAUGAAAUAGAUGAGACUGAAAUUUGCAAACUAAAGGAAACAUUAACAAUGAAAUUACUCUGCAUGAUAGUUUUACCUCCAGAAGAGGAACAAUUUGCUACUGAACUUGUUCAAGAUACUAGAAAUAUUUACCAACUCUAUGUAUUGUGCAGACAGAGAUGCCGCCAGAUGAUAUCCUUAAAACAAUGGGAAGAACACAUAAAUCAAGUUGAUAAAUCUAAGAAACUUACAAUAGAAAAUGAGGUAGAUUUAGCUGGUCCACCAGAAAAUUUUACGUAUAUUAAUCAGUCCAUUCCUGGCACAGGUGUGACAAUCCCAGAUGAUCCACCAAUAGGGUGCGAGUGCACCGCCUGCAACUGCCGCUCCAAGUCCUGCUGUGGAAUGCAGGCGGGCCUGUUUGCAUACACUGUCAACAAGAGGUUACGUGUCGCAUCUGGAACGCCAAUUUACGAGUGCAACAAAGCCUGCAAAUGUGCAGCAGAUUGCAACAAUAGAGUUGUCCAAGGUGGAAGAAAUAUCAAGUUAUGUAUUUACAGAACGGCUAAUGGGUGUGGAUGGGGUGUCAGAACAGAACAAAACAUAAAACAAGGCCAAUUUAUCUGUCAAUACGUAGGAGAAGUAAUUACUUUUGAAGAGGCUGAGAAACGCGGGAGGGAAUAUGACGCUAAUGGUUUGACAUAUCUGUUUGAUCUGGAUUUUAACUCUGUAGAAAAUCCUUACGUAGUCGAUGCAGCACAUCUUGGGAAUGUGUCACACUUUAUUAAUCACUCCUGUGACCCUAACGUGGGAGUGUGGGCAGUUUGGGCUGAUUGUCUUGAUCCUAAUCUUCCAAUGCUGGCAUUGUUUGCGACACGGGAUAUUGAUGCCGGAGAGGAAAUUUGUUUUGAUUAUUUGCAGAAAGCAAAUGAUAAUGAUGAAGAACCUGGUAGCCACGCGCCUCGAAGACCUGUGCUGGAGGCAGACGACGCGAGUAUUCCGAAUGGUGACGAAGCAACCACUGCAGACUCCCCUGCCUCUCCUGCUAAGUCAAGAUUUGAAAUUCAACAGCAAAAUAUGAGCAUGCUAAGAAACAGAACUGAAUGCAAAUGUGGGACCAUGAAAUGCAGAAAAUACUUAUUUUAAUUGGGAAAUGAAGUGGCUCAGUAUAAAUGGAUAUGACUCCCAAAUGCUUAUUUUACUUACAGUAUCACAAGUGUAUAUACACUGAAUCUCUUCAAUCUCUUGGAUUAAAUUAGUGCCUUAAUCUAAGCGCCUUUGAUCUUUAUGAAAUAACAACCAUUGUUAUAAUUAUGUAUAUGCAUAUUUUUUGAAAAGUUACUGACAUUUUUAUAAAACUUUUGCUGAUUGUUAUGUUUACAAUACUCUCAUUGUAUUUAUGUUUAGGAAUGAGAAGUUUACUGUGUAAGAUAAAGUAGGUACAGUUCAUUUUCACAAUGAAUAACUGAACAAAUAUAUACAUUUCAAAUACUAUAAGCAUUUGUUAAAGUAGUGACAUGAAAGAUAGGUAGGGUACCUAGUAAGUAAAACAAUUGGAUGUGUAGAAUUUCAGUAGCUGUAUAGUGUUCUUCCCUAGAAUGUUAAAUUUUCGAAGUUUUUGACAAAUAUUAGGAUGAUCAUGAUUAACACUUU
Molecule: messenger RNA, 2423 nt
Organism: Leguminivora glycinivorella
Lineage: Eukaryota; Metazoa; Arthropoda; Insecta; Lepidoptera; Tortricidae
Gene: Eif2g
Product: eukaryotic translation initiation factor 2 subunit 3-like
Exons: 4
Coding region: 132-1916 (594 amino acids)
Biological process (GO): formation of translation preinitiation complex; positive regulation of translational fidelity
Cellular component (GO): cytosol; eukaryotic translation initiation factor 2 complex; nucleus
Molecular function (GO): GTPase activity; zinc ion binding; translation initiation factor activity
Source: RefSeq, a predicted model, not a curated record